CUCCCGGCUCCUCCUCCGCUCCGGGACCGCCUCCCUCCCUGCGGCGGGUGCGACGCGGGCGGCGGCAGCGAUGGCCGGGUCCCCGGCGUCCCUCUCGGGACGGGACGUAGGAUCGUUUGCAUAUCUUACAAUUAAAGACAGAAUACCACAGAUCUUAACCAGGGCUAUUGAUACAUUGCAUCGACAUAAAAGUGAAUUUUUUGAGAAACAUGGAGAGAAAGGCACAGAAGCUGAAAAGAAAGCAAUUUCUCUUCUUUCUAAAUUACGAAAUGAAUUGCAAACAGAUAAACCAAUAAUCCCCUUUGUUGAGAAGUUUAUUGAUACUGACAUAUGGAAUCAGUACCUAGAAUAUCAGCAGAGUCUUUUAAAUGAAAAUGAUGGAAAACCCAGGUGGUUUUACUCACCUUGGUUGUUUGUAGAAUGCUACAUGUAUCGUAGAAUUCAUGAAGCAAUUAUCCAGAGUCCACCAAUUGAUGACUUUGAUGUAUUUAAAGAAUCAAAAGAGCAAAAUUUCUUUGAGUCACAGGAAUCUAUUGUUGCUUUGUGCACUCACCUACAAGAGUUGGUAACAGCUAUCAAAGACCUAGAUGAAAAUCAGCUGAAAGAUGAAUUUUUCCGACUUCUUCAGAUUUCACUGUGGGGAAAUAAGUGUGAUCUGUCUCUAUCAGGCGGGGAAACCAGUUCUCAGAAAAUCAAUAUAAUAAAUUCUUUAGAGGAACUAAAACCUCUGAUUUUAGUGAAUGACAUGGAACAUCUUUGGUCGCUGCUUAACAACUGCAAGAAAACAAGAGAAAAAGCAUCUCUUACUAGAGUUGAUAUUGUUCUGGAUAAUUCUGGGUUUGAACUUGUUACAGAUUUAGUUUUAGCUGACUUUUUGUUGUCCUCGCAGCUGGCUACUGAGAUCCAUUUUUAUGGAAAAACUAUUCCGUGGUUUGUUUCUGAUACUACUAUCCAUGAUUUUAACUGGUUAAUUGAACAAGUCAAAAGUUCUAAUCAUAAGUGGAUGUCCAAGUGUGGGGUUGACUGGGGAAAUUAUAUUAAAAUGGGCAAAUGGGUUUACCAUGACCAUAUAUUUUGGACUCUGCCUCAUGAAUUCUGUGUAAUGUCUCAGGUUGCUCCUGACUUGUAUGCUGAACUACAGAAGGCACAUUUAAUUUUAUUCAAGGGUGAUUUGAACUAUAGGAAGUUGACAGGUGAUAGAAAGUGGGAAUUUACCAUUCCAUUUCAUCAGGCUUUGAACGGCUUCCAUCCUGCCCCUCUCUGUAGUAUACGAACAUUAAAAGCGGAGAUUCAGGUUGGGCUGCAGCCGGGGCAGGCUGAACAGUACAUGGCCUCUGAGCCCAACUGGCUGACCAGUGGCAAGUAUGGAAUAUUUCAGUUUGAUGGUCCGCUCUGACUUGCUUUAGGAACUCUUAAGUUACAUAGAAAAAUACGACCCACACUUUGCAUCCCCAGACAAAGCAGUGUGUGAAUUUAGUCACAUAGCUCUUCUGCAUCAGCUCUGGGAAACAUGGCUUCUCAGUGUUCAUUUAUGUACACUCUGGAUGCUUUUCUCUUUGGGCAUUUUGCCCACUACAUUGUUUGGGAGAUAAGUGGAUUAAUCUAGUUGUAGAUAUUUAUGUUGGAAUUUUAAUAACAUAAUUUUAAGCGGUUUUAAUGAACUUUUAAUUGGUCAGAAAGUAAAAUAUGAGAGGAUUCUGCUUUUAAAGUCAGUUAACAUUGUUUUAAUGCUAUGCUGCAUGGUAUUUAAUAUUCAAGGAAGCAUGGGAUUUUAUUUCACUUGUUUUGGGCUCUAGAAAUAAGGGCUCUGAAAACAAACCUCUUAAAUGAGACAUGCUUAGAAAGAGACAUUUCUUAGAACUGUGAUACUUGAAAAAUGAAAGUAAAGAUUACCUCAUAAGUUAAUUGUAAAUUUUGUUCUCCUUGAACUUUUGCACGCAUUUGUAUUUUGAUUGACCUGUGGAAUGGAUAGUAGGAAACCCAAAAUUGAACAAAAUGAAACAUGGUAUUUGAAGAACUGAUAUCUUUUACUUCUAUUUGUGAUAUUCAUAAUCAACUGAACUAUAUUAAUACAUAAGUGCUUUACAUGAACAGAUUUUUAGAUUGUUCUGAAGUUUUUAAAAAAUGGUUUAGAUAGAAAAGAUUCUUAUGCAUUGAAUUUGGAGUACUAAGUUAAUUUUUUAUAUGCUUACCCAUUUUUUGGUGACCAUUAGAUAUUAAAGUAUAUAAGUUUCAGGCCAGUUUGUUUUGAAACAAAUCAGCAGUAAACCUUGAAAUGUUUUUCUGAUGGUAUAAUAAAAUGAAUCAUACUGAAAA
Nyctereutes procyonoides (raccoon dog) is the source of this 2316-nucleotide messenger RNA. It is a transcript of the gene DCPH1, whose product is annotated as acidic residue methyltransferase 1. Gene Ontology annotation, biological process: DNA damage response. Gene Ontology annotation, molecular function: phosphatase activity. Gene Ontology annotation, cellular component: nucleus; cytoplasm. The record is from RefSeq and is a predicted model, not a curated record. The transcript is spliced from 5 exons. Lineage: Eukaryota; Metazoa; Chordata; Mammalia; Carnivora; Canidae. Bases 71 to 1396 code for a protein of 441 amino acids.